This is a messenger RNA of Nerophis lumbriciformis (worm pipefish), 1755 nucleotides long. The record is from RefSeq and is a predicted model, not a curated record. Lineage: Eukaryota; Metazoa; Chordata; Actinopteri; Syngnathiformes; Syngnathidae.
AUGUCUGUGAGUACUCUGCUUCUUUUCCUGGUCGGGACCUCGUUGUUCCAGGAAGCUACGUCGAACUUGACUGUCUUCAAGACCAGCACAGGUGUUGCAAUAGACGGAGGGUCCGUAAAUGCUUCACUGGCCGUCAUGUCUCAGAAUAACAACGACGAGUGUGAUGAUGUGAUGAACGUCAGUGCUGCAGACCGCUGUGCGUUUGUCAAGAACACACCCGACUGCAGAAUUGAAGAUGGCUUCUUUAACUAUCUUCAAGUGGCCUUCUGUCUGCUUCCCCCCAACCUUACACCACUCACAGUCAUCCUCUGUAUUAUAUGGCUGUUCUUUUUGUUCGUCAUACUUGGUCUCGUCGCAUCUAAAUUUUUUUGUCCCAACCUCUCCGCGAUCUCCACAAGUCUGCGUCUCACUCACAACGUAGCUGGUGUGACCUUCCUCGCUCUUGGUAAUGGAGCUCCGGACAUCUUCAGCGCCAUAGCCGCGUUUUCUCACCCUCACACCGCCGGGCUGGCAGUCGGAGCUUUAUUUGGUGCCGGUAUAUUUGUCACUACGGUCGUGGCGGGAAGCGUGGCCCUGGUCAAACCUUUCACCGUCGCCUCUCGUCCUUUUCUGCGUGACGUCAUCUUCUACAUGGUGGCAGUUUUCUGGACUUACCUCAUCCUGUACAGAGGGACUACCACACUUGGAGAAACACUGGGGUACUUGGGCCUGUAUGUGGUGUAUGUGAUGACAGUCAUCAUCAGCGCCUACAUCUAUAGCAGACAGAAACGGAUGCGAAGUGCCACGAUCGACAGUGUUUCACAUAUUCAAGAGGCGUUUGAGUCGUCGGACUCGUAUGAUAACAUUCCCCCUCUCCUCGCUGGAACGGAGGAAUACGAGUCAGAGUACAGGCCGCUCCUGCAGUACAACGAGUCCACCUGGCAGAUUUUUCUGAACUCUAUCAAUCCGGUGGACAACAGGAAGUGGAGGAGAAAAAACUGGAAAUGGCGAGUCGUCAAAGUAUUGAAGACCCCCGUGGAGGUCAUGCUGCUGCUGUGCAUUCCCGUUGUAGAUCUGGACAAAGAAGACAAGAACUGGAGACGACCGCUCAACUGUCUUCAUUUGGUCACCGCGCCACUCGUGUGCGUCCUCACUCUCCAGUCGGGAAUGUUUGCAAAUUAUUUAAUCGAGGGCCAGUUUCCUUUGUGGUUGCUGACUCUUCUGCUGGGACUCUUCCUGUGUUCUAUCGUGUUCUGCAGCACCACGAACGAGUGUCCACCUAAAUAUCACCCUAUUUUUGCUCUUUUAGGAUUCGUGGUGAGCGCGGUGCUGAUCAGUGCUGCUGCAUCCGAAGUGGUCAGUAUUCUGCACAUGCUGGGAGUGGUGCUCAGUCUCAGUAACACUGUGCUGGGCUUGACUCUCUUGGCCUGGGGGAACAGCAUAGGCGACUGUUUUUCAGACAUCACCCUCGCUCGACAGGGUUACCCCAGGAUGGCCAUAUCAGCCUGCUUCGGGGGCAUCAUUUUCAAUAUGUUGUUUGGAGUGGGUUUGGGCUGUCUCGUGCAGAGGAUCAAAACACACAUUGAAGUGCAGUUGGAACCAGAGGGACUGCUGACGUGGAUCCUGGCAGGUUCUCUAGGGUUGUCUUUGGUUCUGUCCUUCCUCAUCGUUCCAUUGAGCCGUUUCCACUUGGGUCGGCCUUACGGCGUCUUUCUCCUCACCUUCUACGCCAUUUUCCUCUUGGUUGCUCUGCUCGCCGAGUUUCACAUUGUUUAA